Molecule: messenger RNA, 2236 nt
Organism: Toxoplasma gondii ME49
Lineage: Eukaryota; Apicomplexa; Conoidasida; Eucoccidiorida; Sarcocystidae
Exons: 5
Coding region: 1-2064 (687 amino acids)
Cellular component (GO): nucleus
Source: RefSeq, a predicted model, not a curated record
AUGCUUGAUCUUGUCCCCGGUGCUACUCGUACCUUGGCUGUUCUUCACGUUCUACCUUCUUGGACCUUUCCUCCCUCUCUCCGUGGGUCAGCAGCUUCUCCCGUUUCGCGCAUUGACUUCCCCGUUGCGCGUUUUCGCCUCCUCGAUACUCUCGCUAUGGCGCUUGCAUGCGCGCUGGUGGAGCGGGAGGCUCUGCCUCUCUCCCGCCGUCACCUACGCCCCUCGGAUUGCGGUGCUUCGUUGCCUUCGUUCUCCUCUGUUUCCCGACAGAUCUGUUGGACGUCUGAGCAGGAAGCGUCAGAAGCAAUACCCCAGCAGGGACUAGAAUCGCCUGUGCUUUCGCCGUUCCUUCGGCCGCUGCGAAUCGCCCCUUCACAGAUUCUCCUUCAUCUCCCUGCCCGCCUCUCUCCUCUCUCAUCGAGUGCUCAUUCCCGAGCUUCCUCGUCUACUCUGCUGCUGAGUUUUGAGGAACUAGCGACCCUCGUCCUCCCCAGAUCUUCCCUGAGUGCUGUGCAGGGUGCUCUGGAUUCUCUCGCUAGCAACAGGUCUACUUUCUCCGGCUCCUCUUCUCUCUCAUCGUCUACUUCGUCUUCGUUCUCUGAGUGGACAGAAGCAGUUCGAGACACAGAGGGAGCGCAUUCUGACGACGAGGAGCUCUGCUUUCUUCCAGGAUGUUUUCUCUUCUCUGCUGUCCGCAAGCGUCUUUCUCUCCCUUCCGAUCUGUCGUUUCGUCUGCUCCUCGGAAAGCGGGAGCUCCGAGGAAAUUCCCUCAUUCCUCUCUCUUCCCUCCUCGUUCCGACCUCUUCUGAGGAAAUAGAAGCCUCUCACUCGCCCCAGUCGGCCGCUCUGUAUCUCUUCUCUCCUGCGCGUCGUUCGACUUCUCAUUCGUCUGCUCCUCCGUCUCUCGCUUCUUCGCGCUCAUCUUCUCGACCUCUGUUUCGUCUCGCUCCUCUGCUCUCCGUACACCUGCUGUUUCCACUCGUGGGGGGAAAAGGCGGUUUCGGUGCUCUUCUGAAGAAACAGAGGAAGAAACAGUCGCGGGCAGCUCUGAAUUUCGACAUGAGCAGAGACCUCUCCGGCAGGCGCAUCCGCCAUGCGCAGGUGGUGGAGAAAAUCAAAGCGUGGAUCGCGAAGAAACAACAGGAAACGCGAGCUGUCGAACUGCUUGCCGAGCAGGCAGAAACCCUCACCCUCGAGGCUGAGACAAAGAAGAAGGAACCUGCGCCGACUCUCGAUGAAUCGUUCGUUCGUUCACUGAAGAGCAACUCAGAGCAGAUGCCCAUGCUGGUUGGAGAAGGUCUCAAGGAAGAGAAAGAGACGCAGAAGGCUCUGAGUCUGCAGAAGGAGCAGCAGAGAAGCAUAUCGCUUGCGAAGGUGAAGAAGCAGAGCAACUGGUUUCUUCAUCAGGAGAUGCUCGACGCAGAAGAGGAAGACGAGGAAGACGAGGAAGACGAGGAAGAGGACGAAGACGACGAGGAAGACGAGGAUGAGAGAGACGCACGCAGCGAUUCGACUGCUGUCACGGGGCCUCUCAGACCCCCGGCUUCUCGCCCAUCAGCUCAACAGGCUGCUGUGUCUGUGCGAGGACGAAAGACGCUCGUAACAUCCGGACUCUCUCGCCUUGCCAGCCUCUGUGGGAAAUCCCCUUCUUCUCCCUCCUCUUCGGCCUCUUCUUCCUCUUCAUGUUCGUCUUCUCUUUCUUCGUCGUCUUGUUCUUCACAAGUAUCGAGGAGAGAAGAGCAGACGAAAACGCGAAGCCAAGAAGAAGAAAAGGCGAAAGCAGAAGAAGAAAAGGCGAAAGCAGAAGCAGAAAAGGCGAAAGCAGAAGACGAAAACUGGACUCGAAAGGCGGAGAGCCUGGAUGUGCAUGCGUUUGCGACGGCUGAGGACCUUGAGAAGAACGUUCAUCCCGAAGUCCUCAAAAAGAAGCUGGCAAUGCUCGGGUGGAAAUGCGGAGGAAGACCAGCAGAGAGAGCUGCGCGGCUGUUUCUCCUCAAGUCGCUGAACGGGAAGCCUCCACCCAAGCACGUUCUCGCGGCGAAGAAGGAUGGAGGGCGAAACUAAAGACAAACAAUACAAAAACGUUUUUUUGUUCUCUCUCUCUCUCUCUAUAUAUAUAUAUAUAUAUUUGGGGUGUACAUACAUACCUCUACAUUAUGGAAGUAUAUCCGCAUUGCAUGUACUCUGGAAUUCGGUGAACGGGCAUGUCUGCGCACACCGUGACACGCGUCGCGUU